Molecule: messenger RNA, 3048 nt
Organism: Solanum dulcamara
Lineage: Eukaryota; Viridiplantae; Streptophyta; Magnoliopsida; Solanales; Solanaceae
Product: ubiquitin carboxyl-terminal hydrolase 18
Exons: 10
Coding region: 198-2654 (818 amino acids)
Biological process (GO): protein deubiquitination
Cellular component (GO): nucleus; cytosol
Molecular function (GO): cysteine-type endopeptidase activity; cysteine-type deubiquitinase activity
Source: RefSeq, a predicted model, not a curated record
UACUAAGUAUCAACUAACACCAAGUGAACAAAUUCAGUUACUUGAAUUUGAAAAUUUUCUAAAAAGUUUCCAUAAAGGAGCCUAUAAAUUUGGUAUUUGCAAUUCGAUACUUCUUUUUUCAAAGCAAGUCUGCUAACUACUUCACAUAUCGCCGAUAAUUUUGAUUCCGGUGGUGAUUCGCCGUCGACGAUCGGAGUAUGAAGAUGCCGCAGGCGAAUGGUUGCGCCGUGUGCGGCAAUGUCACAUCUAAAAGAUGCUCACGUUGCAAGAGGGUUACAUACUGUUCUGAAGCUUGCCAAAGAUCCGAUUGGAACUCGGGGCACAAGUAUGGAUGUAGGGAUUUUCAAUCAUCUGUUAAAGGUAAUUCUGAGCAAUCAGCAUCGACUUUGCAAAGGAGGAAGUCUUUUGGCAAUUCACUUGUUCCUUUUAGUGGAAAUUAUAAUCUACUAAAUCAGUCGAAAAAGGUACUUUUUCCAUAUGAAGAAUUCUUGGAAUUCUUUUACUGGGACAGUCCAGGGUAUCCUCCUUGUGGACUCAUAAAUUGUGGUAACAGCUGUUUUGCUAAUGUGGUUCUGCAAUGUCUAACACAGACUAAACCACUUGUUGCCUACUUGUUGGAGAAAGACCAUAAAAAAGAAUGUAACUGCAUCGAAUCAAAUUAUUAUGAUGAACUAACCCUUUGUUUUAAAUUAUUGGUUAUAAUUCUUUAUAUCAUGUAUUUUCUCUCUUUCCAUCCAGGUAGAUCGAAUGAUUGGUGCUUCCUAUGCGAAUUUCAACAACAUGUUGAAAAGGCUAGCUGGUGUCGCUAUCCCUUUUCACCAAUUGGCAUACUAUCAGUGUUGCCUAACAUUGGUGGUAAUCUUUCUUGUGAAAAGCAGGAGGAUGCCCAUGAGUUUAUGAGGUUUGCUAUUGACACAAUGCAAUCGGUGUUACUUGAUGAAUUUGAUGGAGAUAAGGCUGUACCUCUAAGCGCUCAGGAAACUAUUAUUCAGCAUAUAUUUGGUGGUCACCUUCAAUCUCGGGUCCAAUGUACAAAAUGUGGUAAUAUCUCAAAUCAGUAUGAGAAUAUGAUGGAUCUGACCGUAGAGAUUCACGAGGAUGCUGAUUCUUUGGAGGAAUGCUUAGAUCGAUAUAGUGCAGAAGAGUGUAUGGAUGGUGAAAAUAUGUAUAAAUGUGAUAGAUGCGAUGAUUAUGUCAAGGCAUGGAAGCGCCUAACGAUCCGGAAGGCACCAAAUAUCCUAACAAUCGCUUUGAAAAGGUUUCAGAGAGAGGGAUUUGGCAAACUAAAUAAGAGGGUGAUUUUUCCUGAAAAUUUAGAUCUUAAUCCUAACAUGAGUGAAGCAGGAGAUCACAAUGACUUUUUCCAGCUGUAUGCAGUGAUUGUUCAUGUGGAUAUGUUGAACGCAUCAUCUUAUGGUCAUUAUAUCUGCUACAUCAAGGAUUUCAGUGGGAAUUGGUAUAGAGUCGAUGACACUGAGGUUGCUGAUGUUCAUAUUUCUGUGGUUCUUUCAGAGGAAGCGUACAUGCUCUUAUAUAGCAGGAUGACUGCCAGGCCAACAUCCUUAUAUAUUCUUGAAUCACUAAAUAAAGAGGACCAUGCUAUACUCAAAGCGGAAAGCAAGCAGUAUUCCCCACUUCAACCUCUUGAAUGUCAUAAGACGGCUGUGUGUCCUGCUAUGUGUGCUGAUCCUGGUUCAUUGCCAACUGAUAAUAGAUCAGAGAUUGUUAGUGCAGAAGAGGAGUUGUCCUCAGUUACCACCUUUGAGGGUGGAAAGGAGGAUCAAGAUAUGGUAGAUUCUGGGGCAAGUUGUAGAGUCUUGCAGGAGCUUCAGGAUGUUGGAGAUGCCAGCGCGGAUGAAGCAACUUAUCGCCUAAGAAUGUUAUCUCCUUGGUCCUUCAUGGAUAGUUCUGAUGAAGCUGUAAUACAGAAACCUGAAGGGAGAUUCCUUGUUUCCGACAUUGAGGAAGAAGCCGAGACGUGUAAAGGAAUUGCCUAUGAGUCUCUGUUAGGAAGUUCUAGAGAGGAUUCUGUAGCCACAAAUGGUGACUACAGAUGUGCCAAGCAGGAAGUCAGAGGGGAAGUUUGUCAGAAUAGUACUCUUUGUGAUCCAACAAAUGCAUGCGCUCAGUCUGGCUUAUCUUGUGAAAAGCCAAAGUUAAAGCCACUGUCUACCCCCCCUGGUUUUCUUGGGAAACGCCCACGCGACAAACGGCCACGCGACAAGCGCCCACGUGACAAAUGUGCCAAGCAGGAAGUCAGAGGGGAAGCUUGUCAGAAUAGUACUCUUUGUGAUCCAACAAAUGCAUGCGCGCAGUCUGGCUUAUCUUGUGAAAAGCCAAAGUUAAAGCCACUGUUUACCCCUGGUUUUCUUGUGAAGCGCCCACGUGACAAAUGUGCCAAGCAGGAAGUCAGUGGGGAAGUUUGUCAGAAUAGCACCCUUUGUGAUCCAACAAAUACAUGCACGCAGUCUGGCUUGUCUUGUGAAAAGCCAAAGUUAAAGCCACUGUUUACCCCUGGUUUUCUUGGGAAACGCCCACGUGACAAAUGUGCCAAGCAGGAAGUCAGAGGGGAAGUUUGUCAGAAUAGCACUCUUUGUGAUCCAACGAAUGCAUGCGCGCAGUCUGGCUUAUCUUGUGAAAAGCCUGAGAAAUGAAAGUCCACAAUCUGGUAGAUUCUGUAAAUGAGCAUACUGAAAUGUCACUUGAUGAGACUUUAUUCUCUGAUCCGGGAAAUCGAGUAGCCUCUUCUGAUUGUACUUUGCGAUAGUAUUGGAGAUUAGAGUUGUAUAGAUAGAAUAGUUCUGAUUUACAAUAGCGCUGGGGACUAAAGUUGUAUAGAGAGAAAUGCCAAAGUAGCAUUCUUUUCUUUUUCGAUAUUAUAGAGGAAAACACCUCUAUAAUAUAUCCUACGAAAAGACCCUUCAAAUGUACAAAUAUUUGGAUCAUAGCUAGAUUUGGAUGUCAAAUUCAUCUUGUAGACAUGAAUUGUAUAUUCCUUUUACAUGAAUGAUUGAGAGGUAUGCUCCUGUAAUGGGAGUACAACAAUAA